This is a messenger RNA of Suillus discolor, 1167 nucleotides long. RefSeq names its product pyridoxal phosphate-dependent transferase. Lineage: Eukaryota; Fungi; Basidiomycota; Agaricomycetes; Boletales; Suillaceae. The record is from RefSeq and is a predicted model, not a curated record. Gene Ontology annotation, cellular component: peroxisome. The coding region runs from base 1 to 1167 and encodes 388 amino acids. Gene Ontology annotation, molecular function: L-alanine:glyoxylate transaminase activity; L-serine:pyruvate transaminase activity. The transcript has 13 exons.
AUGUCUACAGAUAGUAAAUUUGUUCAGUCCUGCGUUUUCAGCAUCCCAGGACCGAUUGAGGUCACGGAUGAGGUCCUCUUUGCCAAUGCACAUCCGUCGAUGUCGCAUAUGUCACCCGACUUUGCAAGAGUCUUUGGUGACUGCAUUCGCAUGACUAGACAACUUCUUUACUCAGAGGAUGCGCAGCCGUUCCUGAUCGCUGGGUCAGGCACAUUGGGAUGGGAUCAGGUCUCUGCAAAUCUCGUAGAACCGGGCGAAAACGCGCUCGUUCUGCAUAGUGGUUAUUUUGCCGAUAGUUUUGCAGACUGUUUGCAGACCUAUGGUGCCAAUGUCGACCAGAUCAAGGCUGAGAUUGGUGGUGCUGUUAAGGAAGCUGAUAUUGAGAGCGCACUUCAAGCGAAGAAGUACAAGAUUGUUACAGUAACCCACGUCGACACCUCGACAGCCGUUUUGUCCGACAUCAAAGCUAUUGCAAACGUCGUGAAGAGAGUUUCUCCAGACACACUUGUCGUUGUUGAUGCUGUCUGCUCUGUGGCGAGCGAAGAAAUCCAAAUGGAUGCCUGGGGCAUUGAUGUCGUAUUGACAGCCAGCCAGAAAGGUUUGGGCACGCCACCGGGUCUCAGCAUCCUUGUUGCUUCUCAGAAAGCCGUCCAGGUAUUCGAGAACCGUUCAACGCCAGUCACAACCUACUACGGCAGCUGGAAGAAAUGGCUACCCGUAAUGAAAGCCUACGAGAACAACACUGCCGCCUACUUCGCCACACCACCCGUCAACCUCAUCUAUGCGUUCCACGCGUCCCUCACCCAGAUCAUGCAGGGCUCUGUCUCCCUCGAGCAACGAUUUAAGCUCCACAAGGAGGUCAGCAGGCGCGUCAAGAAGGCAGCAGAGGAAAUUGGAUUCAAGGGCGUGCCUCUCAGUGAGGACGUCCAGGCGAAUGGCAUGUCUGCACUUUACUUCCCCGACGGUUUCACAGCGAGCGAUAUCGUUCCUCGUCUGUUGAAGAAAGACGUCGUCGUCGCUGGCGGAUUACAUGCUAGCAUCAAAGACAAAUACUUCCGUAUAGGGCACAUGGGUGUUUCUGUAGUUGACCCUAGUCGAGGGGACAUUGACAAGGUUAUCAGCGCCGUGAAGGAGUCACUCGCAGAAGCUAAGGUUAGCAAGCAAUAG